Messenger RNA from Ostrea edulis (European flat oyster), 3418 nucleotides. Its product is annotated as TELO2-interacting protein 1 homolog. The coding region runs from base 177 to 3398 and encodes 1073 amino acids. The record is from RefSeq and is a predicted model, not a curated record. NCBI's taxonomy places the organism in Eukaryota, Metazoa, Mollusca, Bivalvia, Ostreida, Ostreidae. Gene Ontology annotation, cellular component: cytoplasm. The transcript has 26 exons. Gene Ontology annotation, biological process: chromatin remodeling.
AUCUAUGUACGAGUUGACUACAAUUAUUACAUGGCCCUCGAGAAAGACGAAAUAGAGAUUCGAAGACUUGUUUGAUUAAGAACUUAAUCACAAAAUGCUGUGUAGUAUGUUGGUUUUUCUGGUGUUGGAAGACGAGACAGAAUGAGCCCAGGAAGUUUCUACUCUUGACAUUCACUAUGGCAAUGUGUAAUCGUCAGAUGGUGUUUGACAAAGUAAGGCCUCUGUGUGUUCAGCUCAGUAAAGACCAUUCCAGAAAAAACAUUGUAGCUGUAACUAAAGCGCUGGAGGGCAUUGACAGAGGAUGCAUUCAGGACCUACAGGAAUACCUGCUCUUUCCCUUAAGAAUCAUACUGAAGCAACCCACAAAAUAUUCUGAAGACUUUUACACAGAUCUGUUCACACUGAUGGAAAGAAUUUUAGGCUGCACGAGGGUGUGGAACUGGGAGCUGUUCACUGACCUUUUUACACUUUCUUGUGUGAUAAUCAGCUCACCCACAGAGCACGGCAGGGGUGAUGGCAAAGCCACAGCAAAGUCUGAGGAUCUGAAGGCUGCAGUUGUACAGAACAUAAAGACCCUGGUGUCCAAAUCCGACUACAGCGUUAUCCAGAGGCUGUUCUCCAUUCAGAGUCUUCCUGUCUUAGGCCUGGCAGUGUCCAUCCUGCUUGAUCUAGCAGACACUGAAAAAUGCAGAUCUCUGAAAGUAUCUGCCAUUAAAUGCUUAACAGAGCUUAGUCAAGUGGAUGGCAAAUACUGUAAUAAAGUGAGAGUGAUGCUGGGGGACACAUUUGCCUCAUUUUUGCCUGGGAUCACCAUUACACUGUGUAAAAUAAUCACGGGUGACCAGCGACAGGGACACAGUGUUGUAGCAACAGCUAUUUAUGCGUGGACUAAAAUAGUGGGCCUUACAAUGGACGACAUACUGAUAGAAGAGAGUCAGAGUAGAGUACAGCCCAGUGUGUUGUCAGGAUCUGUUGAUGACAGAAUUAAGAAUCUUGCUAUCAAAAGGGAUUCCACUUGGGUGGAAAUGACAGGGAAGAAGUUAAACGUGUUAGUGAAACAGAUCUGUAAAAUUAGGGGCCACUCCAACUGGAAAGUUCGCAUGGCAUUAGCUGAGUCAGCAGGAAGCUUGCUACAAGGCUGCACAAGGUCUCUGCAUGCUUCAAUCCCAGAUUUUAUGGAGAUUCUGGUGGGACUUAUUAGUGAUGAGUACCCUAAUGUUGCUAAUAAGAGCAGGAAGAUUUUAAACAUAUUCACCCAUACCCAUCUGGGUCCCGAGUGCCGGCCUCUAGUGGAGAUGCUGGAGGAAAACUUGCACAAUCUUUCAAUGUCACUGCCCAGGAUCAUUCGCUCUGUCGAUGAAGAUAAAAAAAUGUCUGCACUAUCUCUGAUGUCAGGCUACAUCGAUUUGUUGGGAUCUGACAUGAAGCACUUGUUGAUGUCUUCUUCUCACCUGAAGCGUUUGUCAAUGUCACUCAUCCAGGUGUUUGAGCUGGACACCACGGAUAUAAAAAUCAUAGAGGAACGGACGAGGUGGAUCGGACAUGAUGCUGAUUUCAUAUCCCCCGUCCAUGUCCCGGAUGUAAUCAAACCCAGGAAGAAUUUCAAACAUUUUCAUGACAGGAAAAUUGAGAAAGAACUGAAGAAUAUUUGCAGACUACUUGGAUAUUAUGGAAGUAUAUCUUUACUAGUGGACCACUUUCUGGACUUGUUCCAUGACUCGAUUUUGCACAAAAUGCAGGCCACCAUGAUAAUCAAUGAGCUAAUGAUGGGGGCGGCAGGCGUGGGAGUUAACUCAUACCAAGAAAACGAUUUUGAAGAGAGGAAAGAGAGUAACAUUGGGGAACUGGAGAGUAUUAUUGAAAUGCUGAUUGAUGAGUAUCUUUCUCCCUCCAACCUGUACCUGGUAACAAGUCCACAGCACAAUCACUCAGUUAGAUCCACUCCUGAGAAUCGACUGAUGGCUCUAGAAAUAGUCACACAGGAAACAGGAGAAAAAUUGACCAGCUUUAAUAGAAAUAUCCUUCAGAUUUGUCUGUAUUUGGAAGGAAUUGGAUCAUUUGCAACGGUGCUAAAGGACAGGUAUAUCCCCUACCUGAUGAAAACCAUUUAUCCACUGCUGGAGAAGUUAGGGGACGAGACAGCUUACAUCAGCAGUACUGCCUACCUGUCCCUGUGUGACAUCUGUCAUGUCUGUCAGUACAAGUCCAUUGGAGAACUUGUUCAGCGCAAUGCAGAUUAUCUUGUCAACGCCAUUAGUUUGAGACUGCGACAUUUCUAUGAGAACAAAAAGAGCCCCCUGGUGUUGAAAGUGAUGCUGCAGUACAGUAGCUGUGAUAUUUUGCCUCUUAUUGAUGACACCGUGCAAGAGAUUUUGGAGUCACUGGAUGAUAACUAUGAGCAGGAAGCAUUUUUAUUUCUGAGUGUUCUCUAUGAACUGGUCAAGGCUGUCAACAGAUGGUAUAAAGACAGUGCAAAGAAAGGGAGCAAGGAUUCAGAGGACAAACAAUUGUCUCACAAUCCAUACAGGAUUGAUGGAAACUUAGAUGUGGUAUCGUACAUCAAGGAAUACCUACAUCUGAAGAAAGUCUCUGAGGGGGAAGAUAUUGAAAACACUCAGGAUGAUGCAUCACUUGAAGAGAAUGCUCAGGAUGCUGAUGAAAUGCAGACUGACCAGAAAAAAGAACCACCACUGCAUGUGAAAGCUGUUAAAGAGAUCAUGCUUAGAAGCAAGCAUCUUCUUUCCUCCAGAAAUCCCAAUAUCAGGUUACUCACAUUGGACACCAUUGCCAUAUCCUGCCAGGCUUUACAGUCCCAUCAAGAUGAACUACUUCCAUUGGUCCAUGAGAUUUGGAUGCCUUUCACUGCCAGAUUUGUUGAUCAAGAGAAGCAUGUCACCAAAAAGGCUGUCGAGACUUUGGUAGUUAUGGCAGACACAUCCCGAGAUUUUAUCUGUCGACGUUGUACAAAAGAUGUGUUCCCAAAACUGCUUAGUUUUCUGGAAAAACAAGCAGAAAUAAGCAAGGGAUCCAGUAAAGCCUAUCUUUAUACAGUGAACUUCAAACUACAGCAGUGUGUUCUAUCUCAGAUUGGGAAUCUCUGUAACCAGCUUGGUGUCCUUGGAAACAACCUUGACCUUGUGUCCUCUGUUUGUGUCCUUUAUCUCAGUGCUAGACAACCCAACGCCCUUCAGAAGAUUGCCACGGAAACAUGCACAGUUCUGAUAUCCCUUGAUCCAGAUCCUAUGUGGCUCAAGCUGUGUGAUUUAUACCAUCCUAAAGAAUUCCUCUCAUAUGUGCCUUUGUUUAAGCCGGUGAAGUUUAAAUCCACUCCUGGAACAAGAAACGAGUUUACAGACAAUGUUGUCAAGUUGUUAAAACUUCUCGAAAUGGGCAGCUAAUAAAAUAUAUUUUUACAUAC